UCGCAUGUUUACCAGAGAAUGUGCGAUCAACUCAAAGAGCUGGAUGUUGUUCUCACAACAGAUGAGCUGCGCACUCGAAUCAAUAAUUUAACAAAAAGAUACAGGAUUGAAGUAAACCAGAUGGGAAAAUCUGGUGGAUCUCCUUCGACAUGGAAUUAUUUCAACAUUCUUCAUGAAUUUUUAUCAAAUUUUAAACAAAACCGUGUUGUCGAGCUAAUGGAAGAGAGUUGUGAUUCAUCAAUCGAAAUUGAGUUUCUGGAAGAGGACAUGGACCUCGUUCAGGCAUCGCAAUCGUCAUCGUCGUCAUAUUCAGCAGAUCCGGCAACGGAGCAAUCUACUUCUAAGCGUCCACGAUUCGCUGGUUCUGGUGCAGUGACUGCUAAAAGAAACGUACAACAAAAAAUGUUUGAGCUAGCAGAAAAAGAUUCGGACCGAUUUGCUCAAUUCAUGAAGGAAUCGAGGGAAGUUGACAAAGAGGUGGUAGAACUGCUGCGAGAAAACAACCGAUUGAUGGAGAAGUUGAUUGAUAAAAUAUAAUAUUGUAAGCUAAAGAAGAAUCUUGUUGCUGUUGUCAUUAGCAAAACCUAGUAUAUAAACUAGUUUCUGAGAGCUAAAUGUAAACAAAUUCAUAAAUUUUUAUGUGCAUUCAACAUACUCUCAAAAGUACCCACAGCAUCAAUAUUCUUCUAUAGUCGAGCAC
This is a messenger RNA of Armigeres subalbatus, 700 nucleotides long. RefSeq lists its product as uncharacterized. The record is from RefSeq and is a predicted model, not a curated record. Gene Ontology annotation, cellular component: nuclear body. NCBI's taxonomy places the organism in Eukaryota, Metazoa, Arthropoda, Insecta, Diptera, Culicidae. Gene Ontology annotation, biological process: positive regulation of DNA-templated transcription. The transcript has 3 exons. The coding region runs from base 19 to 537 and encodes 172 amino acids.